Molecule: messenger RNA, 2907 nt
Organism: Cavia porcellus (domestic guinea pig)
Lineage: Eukaryota; Metazoa; Chordata; Mammalia; Rodentia; Caviidae
Gene: Orc1
Product: origin recognition complex subunit 1
Exons: 17
Coding region: 209-2770 (853 amino acids)
Biological process (GO): mitotic DNA replication checkpoint signaling; DNA replication initiation
Cellular component (GO): nuclear origin of replication recognition complex
Molecular function (GO): DNA replication origin binding; chromatin binding; ATP hydrolysis activity
Source: RefSeq, a predicted model, not a curated record
GGGGGCGGGGCCACACCCUUUGGCGCGAAAUUUUCUUUUUUUCACUUUAGAGUUCUAGCCUGGCAUCAGCUUUGCUUACGGUAAGCGACCGUUGGGUGCUAAGGGAGAAGUCUAGUUCCGGCAGGUUAGAGUUGCCGCAGCCUGCAGAGAGCACAAAGCGGAGGCGGUGGGAAGCUGAGAGCCCGCGGAAGUUUCGGUCCCUGGAGCCAUGAUAUCCCAUAAUACAAGGCAGAAGACCAGGAAGACUUACUCAUGGGUUGGCAGGCGUUUGCUGGAUCGAAAAUUGGGCUACCAAACCUAUACAGAAGUGUCUGUGAAAAGAGAAGGUUGUUCAAUUCAGACUCACAUCCAAGUUGGCCAGUUUGUGUUGAUUGAAGGGAAAGAUGAAAACCCCUAUGUUGCAAAAUUGAUCGAAUUAUUUGAAGAUGAUUCUGAACUUCAUUCUAGGAAACGUGCACGAGUACAGUGGUUUAUCCGAUUUUGUGAAGUUGCUCCCUGCAAACGGCAUUUAUUAGGCCGAAAGCCUGACCCACAGGAGAUUUUCUGGUAUGACUACCCCGCCUGUGAUGACAACAUUAGUAUUGAGACCAUCAUUGGCCCUGUUAAGGUAGUGGCUUUAGCACCAGAUGAAGUGAUCCCAGUGGGUCUGAAAAAUGAAGAAACAUUCUUUGUGAAACUGUCCUGGAAUGAAAAGAAGUUCAAACCACUUUCCCCAGAACUAUUUGCAGUGUUUGAUAGACGACAAGAAGACAGGUCCAAGUACCAGAAGCCCAGUACUAAGAAUGCAGAAAGCCCUUCUUGUCAUACAGCAGACAGUGUGGUCAAAAGGACUGAAUCAAGACAUUCUGCCUCCAAAUCUUGCCACAUCCCCUCUGCAGGAAAAAAGCUGGAGCUUGACAGUUUCCCUAGGAUACCUGCUUCUAAGAUAGCCCAGAAGACUUCAUGUGCUUCCUUGGAUUCUCCAAGAAAAACUAAGCGGAAAAUGACCUUCUCAGAGACUACCUCAGCUUCAAAGAGACCUCAGCUAGAGGCAGUCAAGACCUCAUUUCCAGCUCUGAAAACCCCAGAGAAAACUGGAGCACGUGGACUCAUUGGUGCCAGUGUCAAGAAUGACUCACCUGAAUGCCACAUGACCCUGCGAACCCCAGGCUCAGCUGUGAAAACCAUGAGGAUUAGUGAGGAGAUGAAACUUACCCCUAUCAGGGAAGGCCGAAGAACUUCAGGGGUGCCUUAUGUGGGUCUGAAACCAGAAUACAUCAGUAAAAGGGAGGCAAAAGAGCCAGAAGCUCAGAAUGAAGCUAUUGGUACUCCCCAUCAUGCCCGGAGAAAGAGUUCUCUCUUGACAUUGAAUCGGAUUAGGCAGCAGCUUCGGUAUCUAGAAAAUAAUAAAAGUGACCAAGAGGACAAAGAAUUCCUGCCAGCAUCAGAGGAUUCCAACUCCAGCAGUGAGGACGAAGGGGCUUCUGCUCUGCCCCUUCUGAGAAGACGCCCCUGCCACACAUCCAGGCACUUGCAGCCUGUCUCAGAGCCAUCUGUCCAGUCCCCCUCCAGAACACCAAAGAAAGCCCUCAAGCGUAGAACACCACGUUGUGUCACUGCCAAGAUCCGUAGCCGAAGCCUGGCUGCACAGGAACCAGCCAGCAUGCUGGAGGAGGCCCGGCUGAGGCUGCAUGUUUCUGCUGUGCCUGAUUCUCUUCCUUGUCGAGAGAAGGAAUUCCAAGACAUCUACAACUUUGUGGAAAGCAAACUCCUUGACCAAACUGGGGGGUGCAUGUACAUCUCUGGGGUCCCUGGGACAGGAAAAACUGCCACUGUGCAUGAGGUGAUUCGCUGUCUGCAGCAGGCAGCCCAAGCUAACGAUGUUCCGCCCUUCCAGUAUAUUGAGGUUAAUGGCAUGAAGUUGACGGAGCCCUACCAGGUCUACGUGCAGAUCUUGCAGAAGCUGACAGGCCAGAAGGCAACAGCUAGCCAUGCUGCAGCACUGCUGGCAAAGCAAUUCUGCACCCGAGGGUCUCCACAGGAAACCACUGUCCUGCUUGUGGAUGAGCUUGACCUCCUGUGGACUCACAAGCAAGAUGUCAUGUAUAAUCUCUUCGACUGGCCAACUCACAAAGAGGCCCGUCUGGUGGUACUAACCAUUGCCAACACCAUGGAUCUGCCAGAAAGAAUAAUGAUGAACCGGGUAUCGAGCCGAUUGGGCCUCACCAGGAUGUCCUUCCAGCCCUAUACUCACAGCCAACUGCAGCAGAUCCUUGUGUCUCGGCUUAAGCAUUUGAAGGCCUUCGAGGAUGAUGCCAUCCAGCUGGUAGCCAGGAAGGUGGCAGCCCUGUCUGGGGAUGCACGGCGCUGCCUGGAUAUUUGCCGGCGAGCCACAGAGAUCUGUGAGUUCUCCCAUCAGAAACAGGACUCGCCUGGCCUGGUCACUGUGGCCCAUUUAAUGGAAGCUGUGGAUGAGAUGUUCUCCUCAUCGUACAUCACUGCCAUCAAGAAUUCCUCCGUCUUGGAACAGGGCUUCCUGAGAGCCAUCCUUGCAGAGUUCCGUCGAUCUGGACUAGAGGAAGCAACAUUUCAGCAGAUAUACAGUCAGCAUGUGGCCCUGUGCCAGAUGGAGGGGCUGCCUUAUCCCACCAUGUCAGAGACCAUGGCCGUGUGCUCGCGCCUGGGCUCCUGCCGCCUGCUCCUCAUGGAGCCCAGCAGAAACGACCUGCUCCUCCGGGUGCGGCUCAACGUCAGCCGGGAUGACGUGUUGUAUGCGCUGAAGGAAGAGUGAAGGGAGUCCAUGGGCCUGUUUUUUAAAGAACCCGAUUUCCUUUUUUUCUAGCACCUGAAAUUGUAGCAAAAUUUACUGAAUGGAAAUGACUGUUAUGUUUGUGUUUUGCAAUUUUCUAUUAAAUAAUUUGUUUUUUC